UCAGAAGCAGAAGACUCGCGACAACAUGGCGAGCGUGUCAUCGUGCGCGUGUCUCUCGUGCAAAGUAGUGUUCGCGAACGCGGAGUUACACCGCUCGCACUACAAAAGUGACUGGCACCGGUACAACUUAAAGCGUAAGGUCGCAUUUUUGCCACCCGUCAGCGCCGAGGAGUUCCAGCAGCGGGUGCUAGCGCACCGGGAAGCCAGCGUCGCCGCCGAGACCUGCGCUGCCGGCACCUACUGCGACGUGUGCGGCAAGCGUUUCGGAACCCCCAAGGCCUUCGAGAAUCACGUCAACUCCAAGAAGCACCAGCAGGCCCUGGUCAUGGCACAGUCCGGCAAUCCGGAGGAGUCUGGUGCAACGUCGUCGUGCGAAGUUAUUGCUAGGCCAAAGCCCGAAAGGAGCGAAAGCACCAGCAGUUGCAGCAGCAUGGUUGCACGUAAAAAUGCCAAGAAUGCGUCCGAGCACGCUCCCUUGUCUCACCAGAAAGCUCCCGCCCAACGCAUGCCGUUCACAAACAGGACUGCCAUGGCCGCCAUCGUUGACGAAGAGGACAGCGGCGAUGAGGAAUGGCAGAGCGUGGACGAUGAAGAGGAAGAAAAUGACGAAGAGGAGGAGGACGAGGAAGGGAUGGAGGACGACUCUGAGCAGGUGCUCCCGACUGAGUGCCUGUUCUGUGGUGAGCAGAGUGGCAGUGUUGUGGAGAAUGUGGCCCACAUGGGGCGUGCGCACUCUUUCUUCAUUCCCGACGCGGAGUACCUCGUUGACGUCGAGGGGCUGCUGACAUACCUGGGAUACAAGUUGGGUGUCGGCCGGCUCUGCCUCUGGUGCAGCAAUGAGCGGAGUGCUCCCUUCGUGAGCGUGCAGGCUGCUCGGCAGCAUAUGCGGGACAAGGGCCACUGCAAGAUGGCUCAUGACGGAGUGGAUGGCUUGAUGGAUUACUCGGACUUCUACGACUACACGGCAAGCUACCCAGAGGGAGAAGGUGGCAGUGCGGAUGAAGAGGUUGACGUCAAUGUUCUCGAUGGUGAUGGCUGGCAGCUCGUGCUGCCAUCUGGAGCUGUGGCAGGUCACCGCGCCCUGGCAAGGUACUACCGCCAGAACCUGCCUGCUGUUGCGGCGUCCCGGUCUGGUGACUCUGCCAGUCGCGUCCUGAGUCACUACCGAGCUCUCGGCUGGACGGGAGCCACGUCGCGCGACGUCGCUCAACGAAAAGCACGUGACAUCCGCUUCAUUCAGAGUGUGCGUGCCAAGAAGCACAUGAAGCUCGGGGUCAAGGCCAACAAGCUGCAGACACAUUUCAGACAGCAAGUGAUGUUCUAAGUAGCGGCAACUUGCCAACGAUCCUGUGGACGAAGCGGAUGACACAUUUUUGUUGCCGACAUACAAGCCCGCAACGCACCCUGAAAUGUGAAAUAGUUGUUGGCUUCGAAACACGAGGCUGUUGCUAUGCUCAGAGUUGUUUGAGCAGUAGGAAAGUGAUUUGAGGACUUUCUCGAGUACAGUGUGCCACUCUGAUGCUGCUUUCUGUGGGCCCUGGUAGUUUUUUUUUUCUUGGCAACGUGCACCAGUUCAUCAAGCACAUCAGCCAGCCAUGCAAGCAAGCCUUGGAAUGUGUGAAUGGGUAUGCCUUGAUGUAUUGGAACAAAACAGAGACAAUGAGACCGCCAUGAAGGACUGUGAUUUCCGAAGAUAAAUUGGCAGUUGCAUACGCAAGAUCAGAACAAGAGAGCCGGAAUGAUCACAAUGCGUCUCGUUCGAAGCACACGUGUAUGUUUUGUCAUGGCCUUGUUCUUCUCGUUGCUCUCAUCAACAUAGAAAAGCGAGUUGCGUGUAUCCACAUCUUAACAUAAGGGAGUAGUACCGCAAAUGUGAGAAUGUUGGGAAUUGUGUUCAACGUUUCGCAGCGCACUGUCAAGCAAACUGCAAGUGAUUUAGAAGACUACAAGCACAAGAUGGGCAUUAGGACGAAGACGGCUUGAAGCAGUGCUUGAAUGACACUUUUGGAAGCUGCCAAUGUGUGUGACUUGUUGAAACUUGAUAGUUUUCAAGAGUGUUUUAAGGCAGUGCAUGUUUUUUUUCUACAAGUGGCAUCAUUGGUAGCUGCUGAGUGCUGUUGUGGGUGCUACGUUUGGCACUGCUCUUUCGAAUAGACUGCAUGUGAAGUUUGUUGUACAGGUAGGUUCUGCCUGGACUGAAUUUCCAAAAGUUUGUCAUGUCAAGUUGGGCUCUUUGUUCAGGUUCAUUUAAUGUCAUUCCAGUAAGCUUUACGGGAAAGCUUUCAGUCAUGUUUUUGGGUCGUCAUUUUUUACAUGGGCAUAUUUACAUACCAACUAAUGUAUGUAGUGUUAUUUCUUUCCCAUGGGUGAACAGAUUCAGAGUCUGCAAAUAAAGUUUUUUUUUUCUUGCUUGUAUUGCUUGCCUUGUGCAUACAGAGGGCUGGUUGUGCAUGUCUGAAAGCUAGUGUAUAAUAUGUACAGUUUCUGUUGAAAUUAAAAUGUGUUGUGCAUUGGC
This is a messenger RNA of Rhipicephalus microplus (southern cattle tick), 2515 nucleotides long. Its product is annotated as cytoplasmic 60S subunit biogenesis factor ZNF622. Gene Ontology annotation, cellular component: preribosome, large subunit precursor. NCBI's taxonomy places the organism in Eukaryota, Metazoa, Arthropoda, Arachnida, Ixodida, Ixodidae. Gene Ontology annotation, biological process: ribosomal large subunit biogenesis. The record is from RefSeq and is a predicted model, not a curated record. Gene Ontology annotation, molecular function: zinc ion binding; nucleic acid binding.